Messenger RNA from Aspergillus melleus, 459 nucleotides. RefSeq lists its product as uncharacterized. The coding region runs from base 1 to 459 and encodes 152 amino acids. The transcript is spliced from 3 exons. Lineage: Eukaryota; Fungi; Ascomycota; Eurotiomycetes; Eurotiales; Aspergillaceae. The record is from RefSeq and is a predicted model, not a curated record.
AUGAGCGACGAAGAGUUGCCGUUUGCCCUGAACUUCGCCAAAGAGAACUUCGAUGACGAAUGUACUGUCUUACGAAAAUGUCAAGGCUCUGGACUCACUCCUCAAUUCUUUGACAGCCUGCAAGUGACUCAAGACGCAACCGACCUCUCCCCAACGGGGUACGCUCGUAUGAUUGUCAUGUCGAAUAUCCCUGGGAAAUGUGUGCUGGAUAUUCUGCCAUCUCUUACGCCCGAUGACAGAAGCCUCAUCCUAGCAAAGUUGUCAGAUUUACUUGAGUACAUUCGUCUUCGUGGUUGGAUUUUCUUUGAGCAGGAGACCGAGCAAGUCUAUUAUGAUGAGCAAACAAAGAAAGUCUAUCUAAUCGGUUUCUGUCGCGCUGUGGGAGAAGACUUUCCUCCAGAGGAAGGCCAAGUCAUCACACCCGAUUCGAUUGAUGUUGGUGGUUUUGGUCUGGGUUGA